UUGUUGACUUGGCAGGUUGGCAGUGACGGUCGGAGCCUUCUGCAACACAACUCGAAAACUAGCGCCAACGCCUGUGGUUGUGGUUGUUUACAAAUUUGUGUAGCGUCUUGAAAUCGUUGAUUUAAUCUUUUAGCAUCAUGAAACUCGUACGGUUUUUGAUGAAACUUAGUCAUGAGACUGUAACUAUUGAGCUCAAGAAUGGAACACAAGUUCAUGGAACAAUAACUGGUGUUGAUGUUGCGAUGAAUACACAUCUUAAAGCUGUCAAGAUGACAAUCAAGAACAGAGAUCCAGUUCAGUUGGAAACAUUGAGUAUUCGAGGCAACAAUAUUCGUUACUACAUCCUCCCUGACUCAUUGCCUUUGGAAACAUUAUUGAUUGACGACACACCCAAAGGCAAAGCUCGCAAGAAGGAAGCUGCUCGCACUGGUGGUGCAACUCGUGGGAGAGGACGUGGUAGAGGUGGACGUGGCAGAGGCCCACGCGGGCGUGGAAGAGGAAUGGGCCGCCGCUAGGACUUCAAAUUUGUUCUUCAUAUACAUCUGUGAUUUCAAUAUCGUGAAGAGAACUCCUAAUUUCAUUCUGGCUUGCCAUUCAUGCCAAGUCAGUCCCAAAUUAAAUUAUGUCAAAUGCAAAUGCAUACCUUAUCAAACAGAACUGUGUGAAGGUGUUUUCUUCAAGUAUCUGUUUGUGGAAGCCUUGUUGUAGGAGACAAUUACCUGGUUUAGUGCCACUUGAGCUCAUGCAAUGCUGAAUGUUAGUGUUUAUAACUUUCAAGUUUUGAAAUCCCAAUUUCAUUUCAAGUUACUUUCUCUUUUGUUGCUUCUUUUUCUUUCAUGUCUGUGGGUAUUGAGAAGUACCAUCAAUUUAAAUCAAGCUUUUUCAUACUGUGUUGGCUAGAAGUGUCAGAAUGCUCUUCAGCUAGCAAACCAAUUACCUUUUUUUUAUGUUUUAAAUCUAAAACAAAAUAUUUCAUUUUGUCAUUAGCAUUAGAAUUAAUUUCUGAACUUUUAUUCUUGUAGGUUCCUUAGCAGUGUGAAUGAUGCAUUUCCUUUCGCAUCUUAUUGUUGCUGAUGUGGAAAACUUAUUAUCUGAAUGUGUGUGUAAUUCUUAAGUCAUUGACUGCAUCAUGUCCCUUGAAUAAAUAAGAAACUGAA
Molecule: messenger RNA, 1157 nt
Organism: Thrips palmi
Lineage: Eukaryota; Metazoa; Arthropoda; Insecta; Thysanoptera; Thripidae
Gene: SmD1
Product: probable small nuclear ribonucleoprotein Sm D1
Exons: 4
Coding region: 138-515 (125 amino acids)
Biological process (GO): spliceosomal snRNP assembly; RNA processing
Cellular component (GO): pICln-Sm protein complex; U1 snRNP; U12-type spliceosomal complex
Molecular function (GO): RNA binding
Source: RefSeq, a predicted model, not a curated record